Molecule: messenger RNA, 6175 nt
Organism: Dermacentor silvarum
Lineage: Eukaryota; Metazoa; Arthropoda; Arachnida; Ixodida; Ixodidae
Gene: Tsen54
Exons: 7
Coding region: 52-2139 (695 amino acids)
Biological process (GO): tRNA-type intron splice site recognition and cleavage
Cellular component (GO): tRNA-intron endonuclease complex
Source: RefSeq, a predicted model, not a curated record
UUUUUUCAAAUUUUAUACUUCACACUCUUGCAGGGCACCUACCUCAAAUUUAUGGGCACGAAAGUGGGAGACAGGACGGUGCUGCACCCACUGGAGGCCCUCUUCCUGCUGGAAGCGAAUCAGUUGUUGCUGAUGCGCGAUGGCACCUCGAUGAGCAUCUCGGAGGCCUACGAGGUUCUCCUGAAGGACGGCGAUGACUACGACAAGUACCUCGUCUACUCCCACCUCCUGAGGGCCGGAUACAUUGCUAUUCCACACAAGAAGCAGGAAAGCUCCAAAACGUCAACACCUGUCAAGCCAGAAGCAGAGGAAGUAAAGGAUGAGCCACACGAAAGCGACGACGACGUGGUCUGCCUGGACGACUCGGAUGACUCGGACAUCUCCAUCAUCGAGGUGAUUCCGGCCAAGUUGCCCAAGCUCGACCCUUCCAUCACAAUCACGCCGACGACCAACCCCAAAAAGAGCCUGUUCCAGGACAAACAGCCUGCCCAGUGCGCCGACCUCUCUUUCCCAAAGUAUGUCGCCGGUCAGUCGCUGACCCUAAAACGGCCGCCUCGUCACCUCCUUCCCGAUAAUGUGUACCCUUCGAGGGAGUGGUACGAAGUCGACACCGCCGGGUGGAAACAGGAAGAGACCAUCAGGGAAAAGCGGCGAAGCAGAGGCUGGUACCAAGAACGCCCGCUCUCCAAUUGGGACCAGAGGCACAACUCCGGACGAAGGAAUCCUGCCAUCCCAGAACUGAGGUCAGACCAUCAGUGCCAAGGCAACGGAGAGGCAUGGCAGGCCGCAGACACGUCGCCGUGGCACGCCACGAACAACUCCACGCCGACCAUUCCACAGCAGCGCAGGGAUGGCAGAACAUGGAGCAACAACAUGGACUCGGCUGGUCACCGCACCAGUCAGCCUCGGGGCCCAUACCAGGGUGGUGAUGGCCCAUGGAACAACAUGGCGAGGCCGCCGUACGACGCAUCUCACGACCGGCCAUGGUGGUCGGGAGGAGGAGGAGGAGGUGGUCAGCCACAACCGUGGGACCUGGCUGACCCUCGGGGAGCGGCCAACCUGGAACGACCACCGCCACCGCUCCCUUGGGGGCAGGGCCAGCAUUGGCGCUCCAUGCCGCCGCCUCCGCUUCCACCACUCCCACCACUGCUUCCAAGCUGGCCUCGGAAUCCCCAGGAAGGCGCUCCUCAAGGUUCCGGCAAUCAGUACGGCUACUUUACGGAAACAUAUAUGAGCGAAGCGUCGCAGCGGAGCCAGGAUCCACGGAGGUUCGGAUCCAACUCUUCAUUCCACUCCGGACCGGGCCGGCCAGACCGGCCGAAUCGGCCAAACCAGGCAUCGUACCGAAGAACAGUGCAGAGGAAUGACAGGGUCCAGGCUGGACUCUUCCAUCAGGUUGUUCGCGCCAUGGAUCCUCAACCGCGUAAUCUAGCGCAGCUGGCCACGGCACUGGAGUCUGCAUGGCUCAACAUCCCAGUGAACACAUUCAGGAACCUAAUUGACUCUCUUCCUGCACGUCUCGCAGCAGUCAGCUAUGCGAAAGCCCCCGUCGAAACUGGCACAGAAGGCCACAUCAACCUGAGCCACUGGCAGCGGAGUGGGGGUCGUGGCGGUCCUGACGAGGAAGACUAUCCCUCGGCCUUGCCACCCUUCCCCGCCGAGGCGACCAGCUGGACCGAGCUCAAGUCCGGCCUAACUCAGUCCGAGCGCUCGGCGGCACUGCUGGCUUGCGAGGGCGCCGUCCUCUGGAAAGGUUCCAUCCGGCCCCUGGUCGUGCCCACGCGAGAUCUCUCGAUACCGGGCAUUGUGUCUGAGCUUGUGAUCUUCGAGGAGGUCGACCUGGUAAAUGGCAGUCGGCAGACGAGCAGCUCGACACCCGAUGACUCCGAGCCCUUGACACCAGACCUGGACGUGUAUUUGCCUGGCACAACUUACACCAAGAGGAACCCUGGAACUCCUGAGUGCAGAGUCUGCAUGGUCAGGUGGGAAGACGGCCCAGCCCGGCUGCGAGACCUGAAACGUCGACAAGCGACUGUGACCGACAGCGCUCCGCUCGUGUUUGCGACAGUGGACAAUGGCCAAGUGCAUCUGUAUGCGUUUGACGUGAUGGAGGCGCCUCGCUUCUUUCCGGCACCCUGAAGUCGUGAAUGCAACACUUUGUUUCAGGGUAUGAAAUUGUCGUGAUUCCUCGAUAUUGCGGGGGGUGGGGGCAAAGUUUCGGGGACAUUGCUGGAUCUCCUACUGCUCUCCAAGCCGCCUGCUUUCGCCCAGCCGACUUCAGAUGUGCCGGCUUCUAAUUGCUGCAAUUGCACACUGCCACUAGGUUGUGCCUCAGCAGCCAGGCAGACAAAAACGAAGAAAAAAAAUAUAUUGCACAUUACAUAGCGACAGCUACCAAGCUUGAACUUCAAUAGUGCUGUCUAUAGUGAGUUUUGAAUGAUGUAGAAAUUUUGUAUACUGUAUAAAUUGAGUAUUUUUGUAGUAGUGUUUACUGGAAUGAUUGUCGAGACGUGAGGCUGGCAAUGCAGUCGUAUUAAAAAGGUUUUGCAAUUUGUUACCACGUUCCAUUACCGGUAUUGCCCUGCCAGCUUCAGCUGUUGCUAGUUAAUCAACACUAAUCCUGGUGUGGUUUUGCCAGUGCGUGCAAAGCUGCCAGGAAACCAGCUUGACACGUGCUAGCAUUUUAUUACAGCUUUAGCGCAAUGCUCAAGCACUUUUAAUUACUUACGCACUAUAAAAAAGACCAGAAUAGAAGUAGCACAUUGGCACCUUAAAGGUUCACCUUGUUUUGCUUUUUUUUUUUUUUUUUUUGGUUAUGCAGUCAGCAGCGCAUCUUUUAUUUUCUGCUGGCUGCCACUGGUAGAGAGUGUGUAUGAUAUUGUAUAUGUCUAUGUGUGUGAUCGGUAUGUAUCCUGGGUUUUUAUGAAUGUUUUUCCCUGGCUAAGUGGUUUAUGCCUGUGAAACUUAACUUUCUGCAUAAAAACAUGUAGCUGUGGCCAAAUGAGCAGAUGCAGAUGAGAUGGAAAGCCGGUCUUCUAAGUUCAUUUCAUUCAGGAGCUUUACAACACAAUUCUUGCACUUGCCGAGGCAGGAAUCAACUUCUUUGAAAUGCUUGUUAAAGGCUGAUGGAAGAGCCCAUCCAGCAGAAUGACGAAGCUGCCAUCCUUUAAUCAGAAGUCGGACCAGUCAGCUGGGAUGCGUCUGCAUAAUACACAGUCGUGUCCGUCCAGUGGGUCGUGUUGCUCAUCUCAGUCUUCUAAUGACAGAAUGCUCAGGCAUGCUACUGUAACGCUCCCGAAAGAAACGGAGUUAGAAGACCCAUGCCUUGUCUUGCCUUUGCUUAUUUGUUCAGUUCUAUGCCUCUACACUUGCAUGCACGGAUCAUUUGUUUCAUUAAGAGAGACGCAGGUGUUGCUUCAUGUAAAGUUAUAAAGAAGCAUUGACGUGAUCUUGUGUGAUCAUACCGUCUCCUUUAUUUUUUUUUGUACUUCUGAUGUACUUGUAAAGUUUACUUAUGAAUAUUGUGGAUGCAGUGAAGCCUGUUUGCAUUAUACUUGUGAAAUUGUAGCCAACUAGGGAUUUGAAUGGGUUGUUUGUCUUAAGCUUUGGGUCUCACUGCAUUUUCAUUGGCUUGGAAAUUUGUGUAAGAUGCAUAGACCUGCUUUUUUUUUUUUUUUUUUUGUGGACUCCAAAAACUGCAUUCAUUGCAUUAACUUUAGUGUGAGAUGAGCAAUGAACGUAGGCAUUGACAUCAGUUUUCAGCCAGCUGCUAUGCAUGCAUCAACUUUCACCUUCGUGGGUUAUGCUGCACAUGCGAACAACCUCUACACAUAGCAACUGGAAUAUCUCAUGCCAACAAUUGAGCAUGGUUUUGAAAAAAUGUACUCAUGGUUUGUUGAUGCUUUUGCAUGCAUGACGUGAAAGAUCGGCAGGCUUGUUCUUUUAAAGGGCCUGUAAAUUCCCUCUGACAUUUUUUUUUACAUAUGUUAAGUACAUAUGUGCACUGUGUAAACAAAAAAUUAUCACAUUUGGCGAGCAGAGCAAUGCUACAUGCCGCGGGGACGCCAGAAAUAAGACAAUCCUGCGCUCCUCUUUGGACUUUCUCGGUCCCGUCUUCACACGUUGCAACGCCAGCGGGGUCAUGCAUGUGACAUCAUCUGGGUAAAAGCCAUCGAUUGGCCGACGAAAGCUGGGCGUGUAUUCUGAGAAGGCAGGGGUGCUUGCCCAUCAUGAGCCGCCGAUUCUUCCGUGAGGCUUCCAUUCAGUCAACAUUGUGCAGAAGGCGAUCAGUGGGUGGGACAGUAGGCGAUCCCUUUUGAUUGGCUGAUGCGACCCGUAGCCUUCCAACACUGCAUGGAGUGGCAGCAGCCGCUGCCUAGCCGCUGCCUAGCCGUUCAUCAAAUGCCUGCAACUUUGCUGCUAUGGCAUCAUUUUGAAAAGCUUUACUGCAACCAUGUGUUCAUUGUUGACUAGCAUGGCGGUGGCCACUACGUAACAGAAUCUCAAGUUCAGUGUGGUUUAGGCACCCUAUAGCAUUGGAACAGCUCUUGGAGACAGAACUUUGGAAGGCAAACAUCCGAGUUGAAAUCAGGGUUGGCGCAGAGAGGUUGGCAAGGUUUGUUUUGCUUUUCGAGGCUAUGUUGCAAACUGUCAGUGCAACACCUUUUUUUUUCUUUUUUUUUUAUUGUGCUACUGCAUCGACUGAGGAUGUUGGAGAAUGUGUGCUGGUGUGAAGCCAGGAAUCGUCAUCUAUGCAGUGAACCCCACAAAAAAUGAAAGAAUUGUGUUAGUGUGUAGGCUUGUAGUGAAUAGAGUAGACAGUCUCCUGUGUUUUAUGGAACUUUCGGUAGAGAACCGGUUUAUUUCUAAUUGAAGCAUGACAUACUAUGUUCUACUUGUGUGCAGUGCUGCAAGCACUGGUGCAAGUGAUGUGUACAAAAUGUAUAUAAACGAAAGUGGCCCCGCAAUAGUGAAUGGGCAAGGAGAAGAAACGGCUUGUCCCGAGGCUUGCCUUUUGGCUUGUAGAUAGCCUAUUUAAGACACGUGCGAUACUGUUGUUCAGCUGUGUUUUUGCCUGCUGGUGUGACUAGGAUAAUCAUGCAAUUAUAUAAAGAAAGAAAAGCAAAUUAAGGUUCUAGCGAAGUAAGCUAGUGAGUCAAAAAUUACGCAGGCCACCAGGGUAAGAAUGACCUAAGCUGUAGUACCAGCAUUAUUUGAGUCAAACUUAAAUGAGUCAUUAUUUGAGGACUAACUGCUCAUUGGUUAUCCGUCCUCAAUAAUUCCACGAUUUUCUUUAUUCCUAACUUCCUAAGGAUGCUUUAAAUUUUUUUUUUUUCAUCAGUGAUGUGAGAAUUGAGCCAAUCUCCUAGGCCCUGAAUUUGGUAACUGCAGAAACAAUUGAUGGGCCAGCCACAAAUUGUUGUUCUUCCUCUGCACAAAGUGCUCUGGAAACUGAACUGCCUUCCCUUUUUUUUUUUUUUUUUUUUUCUGCUGCUGUGUGGCAAGGCCAAGGUGAAUGUCAGCACUUAUCCUGCAAAAUACAUAAGGCAGCAUUCCCAUGAUUUGUCUGGUCAUCAUCAGCAACCCAUUUCAUUUUACAUAAAAGAAUGCGUAAAACACUAAGAUCUGUUGCUGUCAUUUUCAAUGACUUGUUCCCAUAGAUAACCAUGCCCCCCCCGCCCUCCAAGUCAUUGUAAAAGUUCUUUAUUAUGCAGUAUUUGCAGUUGACAGACCCUAAACCAGACUAUCUUUCAUGUUCAAGGUAAAUUGUGUGGGAUAUGUGCGCAUUGUGUACAUACUGAAAGCAUGUGCAGUUUAAUCCAUCUAUAAAAAAUUUUAUACAAACGAAUUUGUUGCCUGCGCAUUAUUUGCACAUGAACAAAAUGAUGUGAAACUGCAAUGUCUGGUAAUUCUGAUUGUUUUUCAUGGAUAGCGUGUAUUUCCGACAAUUUUGGUUGUUAUGUGCUUCGUGUCUACUUCUUGCACAUCUAUGUACAAAUGAAGCAUUUUGUAUGUCAAUCUUGCUUUUGAGCUAGCCCCUAGUAAAAUGUACAUAUACUAGCUUAUGUUUACUAAACACACCCUGUAAGGAUCAUGUCGCCUUUUUGUGAUGUUCACAUAUAUGUAGGGUAGAUUAUUUCAUAUUUGCACAAAAUACAUACGUUGCUCACCCCUG